AGCGAUAAGAGCUUUUCCAGCUUCGGCAAUGGCGGUGUUCGACGUACGCUCUGCGCUCGCAGCAUAAACCCUAAGAGAGAGGAUCGCGCGCUCGCGAAGGGUGAUCCAUCGGCCGGAGAUCCGCUCUACGGCGACCGCCGCCGGCUCCGGUCGCGUUGCUUGUCGUCCUCCGCCCUCCGCCCUCCGCCUCCGAUCCUCCUCCUCCUCGUUGUUCCUUUCCGUUUCCGAUGUCCGAGAGGGGGGCGGCGAGCGAGCUGAGCCCGCGCUUCGCGUAGGGUUUCUUGGCGGCCGGAGGAAGAUGAACGCCAGCGCCGUCGCGAACGGGUGCGAAAUCGGGGGCAUGGAGCGGGAGUACAUGAGGAGGCACCACAGGCACGAGGUCGCGGAGAACCAGUGCAGCUCCGCGCUGGUCAAGCACAUCAGGGCUCCCGUCCCGCUCGUAAUUCCUUCCUCUCGACGCGCUCGGUGUGGGACGCCUGUUUUCCGCGGUUCUGUGGAUGUGGGAUGGGGGGUCAAAUCUGUGCGCGCGCGCGUCUCUAUGCAAAUGUUUGCAUCAGUCUGGUCCUUGGUGAGAAGGUUUGAUCAGCCCCAAAAGUAUAAGCCUUUUGUCAGCAGGUGCGUUGUGCGUGGAAAUCUCGAAAUUGGUAGUCUGAGGGAAGUUGAUGUCAAGUCCGGACUUCCUGCCACUACAAGUACAGAGAGAUUGGAGCUUCUUGAUGAUGAUGAGCAUAUCUUGAGCAUUAGGAUCGUCGGUGGGGAUCACAGGCUUAGGAACUACUCUUCAAUCAUUUCUCUUCAUCCAGAGAUCAUUGAAGGAAGGCCAGGGACUUUGGUGAUUGAAUCAUAUGUGGUGGAUGUUCCCGAGGGUAAUACCAAGGAUGAGACUUGUUACUUCGUUGAAGCCUUGAUCAAGUGCAAUCUUAAAUCUCUUGCUGAUGUCUCAGAGCGGCUAGCAGUGCAGGACCGGACUGAGCCCAUCGACAUGAUGUGAACAUAGAGGCCGUGAUGUGUUGGCAUUUUAGGUUGCUGAGGAUGAAGCUUCUGAAGCUUUCCACUUGAAGAGGCUUUGGAGACAGACUGGCACUACUGUUUUCUCUAAUCUCAUCAUACUGUCACACUCUUUUUCUCUGGGUUUUUUUUUUGGGCGCUGCAACAGUUUUUCAUCACCUCUUAGAAAUCAUUUGCUCAAUUUCAUGUUUGGUGGCGCAAGAAUUAGAGAAUUACUGAGCCCCUUUUAUGGUAUUAAAGGAUGAGAGAAGAAAAAGGGUCAUGAUUCUCCGGGAGGAGUUUGUUUCGUGCCUUUGUAUAUGUGCUGGAUAAAGUCGUGUACAUUUGCUUUCAUUUGGUAAUGAAAGUUGUAUUCAGUA
Messenger RNA from Syzygium oleosum, 1367 nucleotides. Its product is annotated as abscisic acid receptor PYL8. The transcript is spliced from 3 exons. NCBI's taxonomy places the organism in Eukaryota, Viridiplantae, Streptophyta, Magnoliopsida, Myrtales, Myrtaceae. Bases 299 to 991 code for a protein of 230 amino acids. Gene Ontology annotation, biological process: abscisic acid-activated signaling pathway. The record is from RefSeq and is a predicted model, not a curated record. Gene Ontology annotation, molecular function: signaling receptor activity; abscisic acid binding; protein phosphatase inhibitor activity. Gene Ontology annotation, cellular component: cytoplasm; nucleus.